This is a messenger RNA of Arvicanthis niloticus (Nile rat), 3572 nucleotides long. NCBI's taxonomy places the organism in Eukaryota, Metazoa, Chordata, Mammalia, Rodentia, Muridae. The record is from RefSeq and is a predicted model, not a curated record.
UGCGUCGGGGUCCGCGUCGGGGUCGCGCGUCGGGCGCGCCGUGGCCCCGUCGGGGCGGCGGGAGCUGCGGAGCCGCCAUGGCGGACCUGGAGGCCGUGCUGGCCGACGUCAGCUACCUGAUGGCCAUGGAGAAGAGCAAGGCGGCGCCGGCUGCGCGCGCCAGCAAGAAGGUCGUCCUGCCGGAGCCCAGUAUCCGGAGCGUGAUGCAGAGGUAUCUGGCAGAAAGAAACGAAAUCACCUUCGACAAGAUUUUCAAUCAGAAAAUCGGCUUCCUGCUAUUUAAAGAUUUCUGCUUGAACGAAAUUGGCGAAGCGGUGCCUCAGGUGAAAUUUUAUGAAGAGAUAAAAGAAUACGAGAAACUGGACAACGAAGAGGACAGGCUACACCGGAGCCGGCAGAUGUACGACGCCUAUAUCAUGAGGGAGCUUCUAUCCAGCACACACCAAUUCUCAAAGCAAGCUGUAGAACAUGUCCAGAGCCAUCUCUCCAAGAAGCAGGUGACAGCUACUCUUUUUCAGCCAUACAUAGAAGAAAUCUGCGAAAGCCUUCGAGGAGAUAUUUUCCAAAAGUUUAUGGAAAGCGAUAAAUUCACUAGAUUCUGUCAGUGGAAGAACGUGGAACUGAAUAUUCACCUGAGCAUGAACGACUUCAGUGUGCACAGGAUCAUCGGCCGAGGAGGGUUUGGGGAAGUUUACGGCUGCAGGAAAGCAGACACCGGUAAAAUGUAUGCCAUGAAGUGCUUAGACAAGAAGAGGGUGAAGAUGAAGCAGGGAGAAACGCUGGCUUUGAACGAGAGGAUCAUGCUGUCUCUCGUCAGCACUGGGGACUGUCCCUUCAUCGUCUGCAUGACCUAUGCUUUCCACACGCCGGACAAACUCUGCUUCAUCCUGGACCUGAUGAACGGUGGCGACAUGCAUUACCAUCUCUCCCAGCAUGGGGUGUUCUCUGAGAAGGAGGUACGCUUCUAUGCCAGUGAGAUUAUCCUGGGCCUUGAGCAUAUGCACACCUGUUUCGUAGUCUACAGAGACCUGAAGCCUGCGAACAUUCUCCUGGAUGAAUAUGGACAUGUGAGGAUAUCGGAUCUUGGCCUCGCCUGCGAUUUCUCCAAAAAGAAGCCUCACGCCAGUGUGGGCACUCAUGGGUACAUGGCUCCCGAGGUGUUGCAGAAGGGGACGUGUUAUGACAGCAGUGCCGACUGGUUCUCCCUGGGCUGCAUGCUCUUCAAGCUCCUGCGGGGCCACAGCCCCUUCAGGCAGCAUAAAACCAAAGACAAGCACGAGAUAGACCGCAUGACCCUGACCGUGAACGUGCAGCUUCCAGAUGCCUUCUCCCCUGAGCUGAGGUCCCUCUUGGAGGGUUUGCUCCAGCGGGACGUGAGCCAACGGCUGGGCUGCGGAGGAGGAGGGGCGAAAGAGCUGAAGGAACACAUCUUCUUCAAGGGCAUCGACUGGCAGUAUGUGUACUUACGGAAGUACCCACCACCCCUAAUCCCUCCCCGGGGAGAGGUCAACGCUGCGGAUGCCUUCGAUAUCGGCUCGUUUGAUGAGGAAGACACCAAAGGCAUUAAGCUGUUGGACUGUGACCAGGACCUCUAUAAGAACUUCCCGCUGGUGAUCUCUGAGCGCUGGCAGCAGGAAGUGGUGGAGACCAUCUACGACGCCGUCAAUGCCGAUACCGAUAAAAUCGAGGCCAGGAAGAGAGCUAAAAAUAAACUACUUGGUCAAGAGGAAGAUUACGCCAUGGGGAAGGACUGCAUCAUGCACGGGUACAUGCUGAAGCUGGGGAACCCCUUCCUCACACAGUGGCAACGACGCUAUUUUUACCUGUUCCCCAACAGACUGGAGUGGCGAGGAGAGAGCGAGUCUCGGCAAAAUCUACUGACCAUGGAACAGAUCAUGUCUGUGGAGGAGACCCAGAUUAAAGACAGAAAGUGCAUUUUACUCAGGAUAAAGGGAGGGAAGCAAUUUGUCUUGCAAUGCGAGAGUGACCCCGAGUUUGCACAGUGGCUGAAGGAGCUCACAUGCACCUUCACUGAGGCCCAGAGACUGCUGCGCCGUGCCCCCAAGUUCCUCAACAAACCACGUGCCAACAUCCUGGAGUUCUCUAAGCCACCGCUGUGUCACAGAAAUAGCAGUGGCCUCUGAACCACAGAGCAAGCAGCAGGGCCUAGAGGAGAGGCCCCAGCUCUUCAGCCCAGGAGUGGAGUGGAGCCACGGGGAACCAUGUAGGGCUGAAACACAGUGGUUCUGAGCACUGGGCUGCUCCAGGCCAAGGAGGCCCAUGACACCAGGGCGGCCCUUGGGGAGCUGGGACAUCUUCUGGGCCGGCCUAUCCACAUUUGAAAUUACUGAAGAAGCAGAGGCAUUUCUCUGUGCAACCCUCUGACUUUGGUAUCCAUGGACCCAGAACGCAAAACGGUCCUUACCUCUCUAGCUUUUACGUCUAGCAGGGAGCAUAUCUGGGGUGGGAUCACAGUAUCUGGGAUUAGAGUGGCCUGUCCUAGGCAUUGCUGUAUCUGAGCGCCUGCCUGAGGUGUGGGGGUUGAGGUCCUGGAGGAAGCUUCUUGGUAGGUCGGGGCUGACUCCUUGCUGUCCCUGAGGUGAAGAGGUAGCCCUGAGCAUCAUGUGCCUCUGAUGGUUUCUUUCCAGAGAUACCAGUCAGAGGGAAGAGGUAGGAUGUCCCCUUAAAGAAACUCCAACGGCAUCCAUCAUGGCCACUUCUGGUGGGCAUGACCAGGACUUCAAGUAGGACAUAGGUAACCCACCAGACAGUGCCCCCCCAUGCAUGGUACACAUGAACUUGGGGUCACCAUUGAUGGUUAGGUCUACGACAGAGUCCUCCUGCUCCCCCUGUUUGACCUGGGGAGCAUUUGAAGAUGUACCCAAGAUAGAGAAGGGUUUCUGCCUUGCCUUUCAGUAUAAUUUAUAAUGAUCUCACACUGGUGGGACAAUGUCCAGUGGUCCCCUGUGCACCCUGGCAACACCCCACACCCUCUGUCACUAAUGCACUGUGUGCUGGGUUAUUCUGGCAGCAGUUUGCCCAGCCCCCCUUUCCCUUAAAGGUGUUUUCUUUUCCCCACUGCUGCCCUGAAUAAAUAAAUGCCAAGGCCCCAUGUCACUACACGGAGAGAGAAGUCCUGCAAGGUCUCUGUGGACUUGUCAAAUCCCUUGGGGGUGGUGUUUCUGGGUCUCCAGAUGAACUCCUGAGCACAUAAACCUGACAGCAGAAUUCUUUGCGUUCUGGAUCUUCCUGACGUUUUCCCAGUAUGUAUUAUGUUCCUGUGCUGGGGAAAAAUAAGGUGUUUUAUUUAUUUAUAUGUAUUUUUUUUAAUUGCAAUUACCCUUUGAGAGUUUGGAAGAUAAUUUCUGGAGAGGGUCUGUUACUCUGCAGGUGCACGAAGAACCUGUGAGGCUCAGAGCCUGUCUCACUGAACAUUCAGGGUUCAAGCUCACACACAGUACCACACUGUUCACUGCCUUCUGGGAUGAGAAUGUGGCAUCACCUAGCAUGGGUACCCUGGUUGCUUAAGAUUAGUAUUCAGAUUCUACUAUACAUACGCAUGCAUAUGCACU